Molecule: messenger RNA, 1896 nt
Organism: Saccharomyces eubayanus
Lineage: Eukaryota; Fungi; Ascomycota; Saccharomycetes; Saccharomycetales; Saccharomycetaceae
Gene: RAD30
Product: DNA-directed DNA polymerase eta
Exons: 1
Coding region: 1-1896 (631 amino acids)
Biological process (GO): response to radiation; error-prone translesion synthesis
Cellular component (GO): nucleus; replication fork; site of double-strand break
Molecular function (GO): DNA-directed DNA polymerase activity; damaged DNA binding
Source: RefSeq, a predicted model, not a curated record
AUGUCCAAGUUCUCCUGGAAAGACUUGAUUCAGCUCGGCUCACCUAACAAAGCGUAUGAGUCUAGCUUAGCAUGWAUCGCCCACAUAGAUAUGAAUGCAUUUUUUGCACAGGUUGAGCAGAUAAGAUGUGGCUUAAGCAGAGACGAUCCGGUGGUUUGUGUUCAGUGGAACUCCAUCAUUGCAGUCUCUUAUGCAGCAAGAAAGUAUGGCGUAUCGAGAAUGGAUACGAUUCAGGAAGCUCUAAAGAAAUGUGAUAAUCUUAUACCAAUUCACACAGCCGUUUUCAAAAUGGGCGAGGAUUUCUGGCAGUAUCAUGAUGGAUGUGGAUCUUGGGUACAAGAUCCGGCCAAGCAAAUACAUGUGGAAAAUCACAAGGUGUCAUUGGAACCAUAUAGAAGAGAGAGCCGCAAAGCUCUAAAGAUUUUUAAAAGCGCAUGCGAUUUGGUCGAAAGGGCAAGUAUCGAUGAAGUAUUUCUCGAUCUAGGUCGUCUUUGCUUCAAUACGCUAAUGUUCGAUGAGGCAUACGAAUUACAAAAUGAUAUGAAGCUCAAGGACAUAUUAAGUACCAUUCGCGAGAUAUUCAUAGGGGGCGAUUAUGAUAUAAAUUCUAAUUUACCUCCUAUACCUGAAAAGAUAAAGUCCUUAAAGUUUGAAGGCCACGUAUUCAAUCCCGAGCACAGAAACCUCAUCACUGAUUGGGAUGAUGUAGUACUAGCGCUAGGUUCUCAAAUAACUAAAGGAAUCAGAGAUACUAUAAAAGAUAGUCUGGGGUACACAACUUCAUGUGGUGUGUCAAGUACCAAAAACGUUUGUAAAUUAGCUUCCAAUUACAAGAAACCUGAUGCUCAAACAAUUGUGAAAAAUGACUGCCUGUCUGAUUUUUUAGAUUGCGGGAAGUUUGAAAUCACAUCAUUUUGGACCUUAGGAGGUAUCCUUGGCAAAGAACUAAUGGAUAUCUUGAAUCUUCCGAAUCAAAACAGUAUCCAGUACAUCAGGGAGGCCUGGCCUGACAACCCUGGCCAGCUUAAGAGUUUUUUGGAUGACAAAGUUAGAGAAGCAGAUUUCGAUCGUUCAGCAAGCAAUGUCGACCCUCUCAGGACAGCAGAUUUGGCAGGAAAAUUAUUCGAGUUGAGCAGGGGCCAAUACCAUUUGCCUCUAAGUUCACGCCCUGUUGUGAAAAGCAUGAUGUCAAACAAAAAUCUUAGAGGUAAAUCGUGCAAUUCAAUAGUGGAUUGUAUUUCCUGGCUCGAAGUGUUUUGUGCCGAACUUGCCUCCAGAAUCCAGGAUCUGGAACAGGAAUAUAGCAAGAUUGUGAUACCAAGAACAGUAUCUGUCUCUCUGAAAACAAAAUCUAAUGAAGUAUAUCGAAAAUCUGGUCCAAUUACUUACAAGAGCAUCAACUUUCAAAGUCAUGAGCUUCUAAAAGCUGGUGUGAAAUUUGUCACUGAGCUUGACGCUAAAGGCAAAAAUACAAGAUACUACCCUUUAACUAAAUUAAGCAUGACAGUUACCAAUUUUGAUAUUUUGGAUUUACAAAAAACUGUUGUUGACAUGUUUGGCAACCAAGCCAAUACCUUUCAAAGAUCCAUAGACAAAGAACGCGACAAGAAAGAUUCCGGGUCUAGAGAUGUUAAAAGUGGCCCAAGAUUUGAAUGUUCGAAAUGUCAGAUUACUUUUGCUGAUGAAAGGGCUUUUCAAGAGCAUAGAGACUACCAUCUAGCCUUAAAAUUGUCCGAAGGUCUGAACGGUGCUGAAGAAACGUCCAAAAAUUUGUCUUAUGGAGAGAAGAGACUGCUCUUUUCAAAGAAAAGAUCAAAUCCACAAAACUCUGAUACCCCUCGAAAGAAACAAACUUCAUCCUCGAAAGAUAUUCUUUCGUUUUUCGCAAAAAAAUAG